Messenger RNA from Gastrolobium bilobum, 966 nucleotides. RefSeq names its product CASP-like protein N24. The record is from RefSeq and is a predicted model, not a curated record. Lineage: Eukaryota; Viridiplantae; Streptophyta; Magnoliopsida; Fabales; Fabaceae. The coding region runs from base 1 to 966 and encodes 321 amino acids. The transcript has 3 exons.
AUGAGUAUGAGUCACAGAGAAAGCUUAGCUCAAUACAUGAAAAAGGAAGAAAAAGAAGUAGUAGAAGUAGUAGAAGAAGAAGAAGAAGUAGAAGUAGAAGUAGAAGAAGUAGAAGAAGAAGAAGAAGAAGAAGUAGAAGUAGAAGUAGUAGAACAAGAAGAAAGAGCCUGCAGAAUGAAAAAGUGUUCAGAGGACAAAGAAGUAGAAAACUUGGAGAAGAAGAAGAAGAGGAAGAAGAAGGAACACCAAUCAAGAUCAGUAACUUUCUAUUCUCCAACUGCUCCUCCUUACACAAGUGACUCAGACUCCUCUGUGAGUGAUGGGGUCCUUCCUGAUGUGGUGGCUAACCACGUUGUUCAAAUGGCUAACCGGUUUGUUCAGACAGUGUUGGAUCCCAUCAAGGUUGAAGAAGGAACAGACGGGGAGAAUAAUGGUGAAUCCGAUUCCUUGAUGUACAAGAAAGAAGCCAAGUUGUACAAAACUUUGUUGUGGAUCAGGAUAGCUGCUUUUGUAUUGUGUUUGAAAGCUUUAGCAGUGAUGGCUGCUGCUAAGCAAACUGUUCUGUACAAGUAUCCUGUCAAAUUCUACUAUGUGGAAAUCCCAGAGGCAUUCCUCUGGUACAACUACAUCGAGUUCAAGUACUCCAUGUCAGUAAAUGUCAUGGGAUUUGUGUAUUCUGGGAUACAAAUAUGUGAUCUAGUGAAGUACUUGAUCACCAAAAAGCACACAGUGGACCCCAAGCUGAGGUGUUACUUCAAUUUUGCUAUGGAUCAGGUCUUGGCAUAUCUUCUAAUCUCAGCAUCUACAUCAGCUGCCACAAGAGUUCAUGAUUUGAAAACCUAUGAGGGUAUAUACAAGUUCAUAGCUUUGGCCAAUGCAUCCGUUGCUAUGUCCUUCCUUGCGUUUUGGGACUUUGCCUUAGCCACUAUUGUCUCUGGUUUCUUCAUCCUUAGUAGGUUAAGUUAG